AUGGCGGCCUCCACGAAAAAAGUUGUCAAUCUUCGGGAUUUGAUGAAAAAACAGCGUUUGGACGGAAGUGCGUCAAAACAGAAGAUCAAUUCACCGCUUGUGAAAUAUCCUUUUGUCAUUCUCGACGAUGAGAACCAAAAGGUUGAUGUGCCACCAAAUAAUCGCUUUAAAAAGCUUAUCACUGGCAACACACGAUCACACGUUGGGGAGGGUUGCCGCCGUACACAAAAUCUUGCUUUAUUGAAAAACAAAACACAGAGUAAAACUGCACCGGAUAGGACAGACACAUUUGUAAAACCAUCAGUUUCUGUGUCAUCAUCAUUCUCAGCUACCAAGAGGAAAAGUGACACCAAUGUAUCAAACACUUCUUCUGCUGUAAAGAAACAAAAAGUUCCUGAAGUUUCAUCCUCAAUGCAAAAAAGAUUACCAAUAGAUGUUUAUGAUGAUAGUGAGAGUUCUGAGGAAGAGAUGGAAGUCAGUACAACAUCAUCCACCACAACUACUGCUAUAGCUUCACAAUUACCAGCAGAUUUUUUUGAUAACUCAAUAUCGUCCACAUCUACAACUGAAGAACCAUCAUCAGCAAAUGAAUCAGCAAGUAAAGAUUCAAAGUCGAAUACUGCCGAGGCUUUACCAGAAGGAUUCUUUGACGACCCAGUGAUGGAUGCAAAGGUUAGAAAGGUUGAAGUAAAGGAUCCUAUGAUGGAAGAAUGGGAUAAAUUUAAGAAAAGCAUAGCUGAGGAAACAACGGUAUCGGAAGCAAUCCAAGAAGAAGAAGAUGAUGAACGUCAAAGAGAACGGCAAAUAGUGGAGCUAGAUGAACAAAUACAUUUCCUACAGAAAGUUGAGACCUUGCGAGAUAAAAAGGAAGAGAUCUCAACAAAGGUGGCGGAUGAAAAAAAUUUGAUCGAAAUGGAUAGAAGUAGUGAUGAUGAAGAUGACUUCGAAGAGUUUCUUGAUUGGAGGAGCAAAGAAGCAUGGAUGUAAAUUGACUGUAUACAUAGAGGGCUGGUUGAACUAUAGAAUGCUUCCUUUCAUCAUAACAACUGUACCAAUGAUGAUAGGAAUUGAGGCAAGAUGUGUUAAACCAACACUUUGCAGUCAAAUAGAGUCAGUGGCAUGACAGCGAUGUUAAGACUUCUAUGCUAACAGUAUAUCUCUUUAACAGUAUAUCUUCUACAGAACUAUUGCUGACUACCCUUCUACAGUGUCAAUAAAAACUUGUGCUCAUGGGUUUGCCU
This is a messenger RNA of Saccoglossus kowalevskii, 1241 nucleotides long. RefSeq names its product zinc finger protein 830-like. The record is from RefSeq and is a predicted model, not a curated record. NCBI's taxonomy places the organism in Eukaryota, Metazoa, Hemichordata, Enteropneusta, Harrimaniidae.